Molecule: messenger RNA, 540 nt
Organism: Arachis stenosperma
Lineage: Eukaryota; Viridiplantae; Streptophyta; Magnoliopsida; Fabales; Fabaceae
Product: transcriptional regulator TAC1-like
Exons: 1
Coding region: 1-540 (179 amino acids)
Source: RefSeq, a predicted model, not a curated record
AUGAAUUCAUCAGAAGUUGAAGAAGAAGAAGAAGCACAAGAUCAUCAUGGAACCAAAAAGUCUUAUGAUUGCACAUUCUGCAAGAGAGGCUUCACAAAUGCUCAAGCUUUAGGGGGUCACAUGAAUAUUCAUAGAAGAGAUAGGGCCAAGAACAAGCCUCAUCUUCUUCAUCACUCACCAAAUUCCUCAAACAAUAAUCAUCAAGAGGGAGAAUUCAUGUCCCUAAAAUUCUCAUCAUCAUCAACCCAUGCUUUCGAUUCUCAAAGGACCUAUGACAACAUGUAUUUUCAUCCACCUCCACCACCACCACCUAACGAUUAUCAAGUUAGGAACCAUCAGCAACAUGAACCACCAUUUCAAUUAGAUCAAUUUCAUCAUCAGCCUAUGAUGAAUCUCAAGAAUCAAGAGCUUCAAGGUGCCAAUUUGAGUCUACAAAUUUGCCCUACUAGUGAUGAUCAACAUGUUAUUAGAAGAAGAAUUCACCAGCAAGAUAGUGAUGAAGUGGACUUGGAACUCAGACUCGGCCACCAUCAUCCAUAA